GAAAAGACAGAUAGACUCUGGCAGGGAAAAGGCAAAUUCGACUUCAGUCAUUCUGGAUAAACUCGACGGCUGAAAUCAGCAGUUUGUUUCAUUCGACAUUUGCCUCGGCUCAUCCGGCGAGCGGCUAGCAUGACGUCUCGGCAUCCUCCAUCCCGGCCUGCAUCACCAACGCCCUUUGCCCGCCGGCCUUCCGUGUCGACGCACCAGCCACCACCUUCGACUCCAUCGUUUGCGUCAUAUCCGCAGCCGAUAAGCCGACCUGCAGAUAAUAUAUCGCGGGAAUUUCCCCGCGACGCUCCCAAAGGUCCCAAAGCCCUCUGCAACAAUAACAACAAUAAUAAUAGCUCGCUUCCAUCUUCAUCGGCGGCCACGACACCUUCGUCUGCGCACUCGCCGCAUAAAUCGAACUUCACCUUCCCGUUGACCCAACAACAGUCAUCGCACCAUUAUGCGCCUCCAGGAUCGGGUGUACCGCCGGCUCCGCGGGGUCCAGUAGGUAGCGUGGGCGGGAGCUCGUACACGCCUUCGGGACCGCGCGGAGGCACCGGAAGAGGUGGAGGUAGUGGAGGUAGCGGUGGCUCGGUGGGUGCGAAUCGGUCGCCCGUCACAUCUACCGCGCCAGGUGGCUCAGGCCAUCCGGCGCCGCUGGGAGGGCCGUUUGGCAGCGGGUACGUUCCGGAGGGAGACAGGUACAGGGGAAGCAGCCGGAGGCGAUCGGGUGAUUGGAGUGACUCCCUGCGUGGAGGACGAGGGCGCAGUAGGGAAAGAGACUAUUCCGACUACGGCAGUUCGCGUGGUAGUGUGGAUCACGGACGGGGUGGAUUUGGAUCCAGGUUCAACGAUCGGGAAAGGGAUUUUGAUAGGGGCCGCGACUUUCGAGAUGGAAGAGGUGGUUACUAUGGACACCGGCCGAGAUCACCUUCGAGGGAAAGGGAUAGGAUAUCGCCGUAUGGUCUUGGAAGGGGCGACAGAGACCGACACGAUCGCGGGCUUGGGUUUAUCGGCGACCGGAGGCCAGAUCGCGAGAGGGACCGCGAACGCGAGCUACGAGACCGUGAGCGCGAAAGGGAAAAGGAGAGGGAAGUCAGGGAACGUGAGCUCAGGGAGCGCGAGAGGGAGAGGGAGACGAGGGAGACCAGGGAACGCGACCCCCGCUUUCCACCCGCACCACGACCAAUACCAGUACUGCCGGCAGCAGCAGCAGCAGCAGCAGCGGUACGGGAUAUCCGAGAGAGAACUCGCGGUUCCGAAACCAGGGAGUUUCACGGCCCUGUGGACUCCAGCCAGGCCGACCGCGACCGGAUCAAACGGGAGAGGGAUGCCGCAGAAUAUUCCAGUAACUCUGGACCCCCGUCAGCGACUUUGCCGCCGGCGGCUUCUGCAGCUUCGCCGCAACCUACGACCGCUUCGUCUCGCCAUGGGAGCCAGCCUGCUCCGACACCACCACCGCCCCAGGCACCGCCGCGGAUUCCCACAUCAUUCACCAGCCAACAUCCCGCUCCGUGGGCUGUGUCGGUCAAUGGUGCUGGUCCGCGGGAUAGGGAAGGUGGCAUGAAGAAGGAAGACGCACCAUCGAAGCCAAUUGAGCGUCGUGUACCACCUCCGGCGCCAUUGGAUCUUGCACCGUCACGGCCGAAACGGGACUCGAUAGAAGAUGAGAAAUCAUUCUCUGCGUCUGUACCAUCGUCAGCCCAUUCACAGCCGACUUCCCAGAUACCAAACGCGUCCAGUCCGGCAUCAGGACCGCUGUCAGCUCCUCCACUCAGGUCUUACUCACCCUCUAUUCCGUCCCAGCCAACCCUCGGUCAUCGGUCCGGAAACUCUAUGUCAGGCGUUGGUGUUACACCUCCGACUGGCCCUAGAGCAAGCCUUCCGCCCACUGGGCCCCGCGGUCAUGUUGGCCAGGGUGAUAGGAAGGAGAAAUGGUCGGCGGAGCCGACGUGGGGGAAUGUUCAGCAGCAGCAGCAGCACCAGCCACAACAACCACAACAACCACAACAACAGCCAUCCCAGCAACAGCCUAAGAAGGUUCCCUCACGGGAGUCGCUGCGUGAGGGACCCCGCGAGGCACCGCCAAGGAACGACUUUGGUGGUGCUGGCCAUGUUCAUCCAGAUCGGAUGAAGGAGAUUGAAACAGCUGCAAAAGUACUAGAGGAUAAGGAUGUACCGCCGCCGCAGGAACAGACGGUCGCCAGUAGAGAUUUCAAGGAAGCUUCCGGACCUCCUCCUCCACCUGCACCCACGCUUUCUCAGCCAAGUUCGAGUGUCGUAUCUUCGCGUCCAGGAAGCUCGUCAUCGAACCAAGGAUUCCGGGGACACUCACUGGGUCCUUCAUUCCCUCCGACAGUGCCCGCAAGCUCGACAACGACGCCGGCGCCAACCGGUUCUGUAAACGACAUGCAUAGUAAGACUCCGCCUACGGGACCCAGGAACUAUUGGCACCGUGGGGAGCGGGUAGGUCUUGGUUUCCGGGUUGCAUACUCACCGGAUUUGAAGGGGGGGCCUGGUGGCGGCAAAAAUAUCAUUCCAGCAUUUCGUGGUAAUAGAGGCGGAAUUGCUCGGGGUAUAGACCGUGGCGGCAGACGAACUGGCUCGGGUAGAGGCGGAAUGAACGGGGAGCGUGCUCGCUCUCGGGAAACACCAUCGGAGGUCGACUCGGUUGAAGCUAAGACCGACGAUAGGGGCCGAGAGAAAGAUGAGAGACUUGCAAAGUCCGAUUUCGACAUGGUUGAUGCACCCGCGAAUGCGAUGGCAACCAUCGCGAGCGUAUCAUCAAUCAAAUCCGAGAAGGAACCCAGUGCCAACGAGAACCAGGAAACAGCAACGCAACCGUCUCCGCCGGUAAAACCGGAAGAAGAAGAGGAAGAAGAAGAUGGAAUGGAUGAGGAUGAGGAUGAAGAUAGACUCACCCAGCAGGAUGUCAUUGUCAAAAUUGCUGACCUGGAUCGUGACGUCGAGCGACUGGAAGCCAAACUGUUGGAUCUCGCUGCGCGCAAGGCUGAGCACAUAUCCGCCAUCAAGGAGGAAGAAGCACGGGAAGCUCUGGCUACAGCCGAGCCAGUCCCCGCUGUUGAAGAACUGGCUGAGGAUUCGAAACUGGUCAUCAAGCAGGAGCCGACGGCAACGUUGACACCCUCCAUGUCGCCGACAUCGCCUACGCCAUCGCCCUCUGCAUCUUCUGGUUCGCCUGCAUCGCCCACUUCUUCCGAAGCGGAUUCGAUGGAAACGGAGUCCGAUGAUUCGUUCACUGCUUCCAGAAAGUCUGCUCCUGCCGAUCUUCCGUACUUUCACUUUGGCCCGGUUACCAAACCUUCAACGCUGGAAUUCUUCCAGGCCAAUCUCGAAGAGCAUGCUGACAUCAAGGAUCUACUCACCUUGGAAAUCUCCAAGCACAAGAAGGAGGUUUUUGAGAAAGGCAACAAGUUGAAGCGAAAGUAUAAGGAACUGCACAACGAGUGGAGCCAGAAGUGUCGUGAGCUCGACAGGGACUCUAGGAAGAAGAAGGGAAUCUGCGAGCCGGCCGAUGCGGCGGGAGUAUUGCCUGCACAGGCCGUUACCCCAGGAUCGGAACCGGUUACCCGUCGCCGAGGAGGAAACGUUCCGGUCGGCGAUGUUGUUCGUAGCGAGGCGGAGAUGGAGCAAGUGAUGAGGGAUCUUGCGGAGCAGGACGCGGAGAAAGAUGCCAGGGCUAAGCUUGACGGUCCCAAGGAGGCCGUCGUACCGGAUAUGAUCUUGGAUGAUCGGGAGAAGCUGAUGUUCCGCGACACCAACCGCCUGCUGAGGACGAAUGAGGAGAUCCUGCAGGCGUACAGGUACGAGAUCCCUGCCGACGACUUCAACGAUGAGGAACGAACGAAGUUUUGCGAGCUUUACAUACUGUAUCCGAAGCAAUGGCACAAGAUCUCCGCUGGAAUGGAGACCAGGGAUACCAAAGCUUGCAUUCAACACUACUACAUGACCAAGAAGUCGAUUAACUACAAGGAUCUGCUCAACAAGGGUAAACGGACUCGCAGAAAGCGUGGCCGCGGCGGCGCACCGCAAAAGACUCGACAGAGCGCGUUGCUUGCGGAUUUGGGAAAGGGAAAGGGAGCCGGAGGAACCGGAGAAGAUGAGGAUGGAGAUACUGAAGAUGUCACCCCUGCACCCAUCACGGAGAGAGGACGUCCGAAGCGUGCAGCUGCUCCCACUUUCGGCCAGGAUCCUAGGAAUACCGACAACGGUUUCAAGGCUGACGAGGGCGAGGUUCAGAGCGGUAGUCGGAGAGGCGGGAAUAAGGACAGCAAGGGUGAUGAUGAUGGAGCUGAGAAGGGGGGUACUAAGAGAACCAGGGGAGGAAACAAUGCUGGACGUGAGAGGGGUAGCAAGCGUGUCAGGACUCCUGCUGCCACUCCAGUGUCCAGUGUUCCCGCCACUCCGAUGCCUCAGCCCGUUCUCACCCCAAUCGUCGAAAAGAAGCCGGUAAAACCCAAGGAAGAUCUGGGGCAGAGGGAAUCGGACGCAGUGAGCGCAUUAGCUGGUCUUUCGAGCACGACGCCGGAAAUCGCGCCGGCCCCUCCUCCGAUCAACAUCGUCAUGUCCACCACCACGGAGAUUCAACCUCAAACAACUCCCCGGACCGCUACGUCGACACCGAAGAAGGAUAAGGAUAGAUCUGAUCGCUCGAUGGGUCCGGCUACGUCUAGUUACUGGAGUGUGCCAGAGCAGACCGACUUUCCGCUCCUUCUUGCGUCCUUCGGAACGAACUGGGGCUUGAUCAGUCAGCGACUGGCUACCAAGACGACUGUAAUGGUGCGGAACUUUUAUACCCGCCAGGUAGAAAGUGGAAAGUCUGAGUACAAGGAAAUUGCCGACGAGGCCGAUCGUAAGAUCAAGGCCGGUGAGACGAUGCCUCCGGCGCCAGCUCCUGCUACACUCCCAAAGAAGCGCUACGACAUGUCCAGACCUCUGCUCAAUGAUCCGAUGGAGAUCGAUACCGACAAUGUUAACCGCGGUUCUGUUCCUCCUCCAAUCUUUGGCCCUGUACUCCCGCCGCCGCAGACACCCCUGCAGAAGCCUGCGGCUGGUGCAGUAGGUACCCCGCCAGUGAUGCCAUUGCAAUCCAGCAGCACGCCUACGCCAAUCGUGGUACCAACACCAGUGUCAACGCCAGCGCCAACGCCAAUACAGACACCAACGCCGACGCCAGUGCCAGUACCGGUACCAGUACCAGCGCAAGUGCCAGUGCCAGUGCCAGUGCCGAUGCCGAUGCCGAUGCCGACGCAGAUGCCGAUGCAGAUGCCGACGCUCGCGCCAGUGCCAGCACCGGUGGCAGCUGCUGCGCCAGUGGUUGUCAAACUGGAACGCAACAUUGCUCCGGAGAGGCCUCCUGCCGAGAGCAAGCCAAUGGAAUCGUCCCAACGUCCCGUCAAAGAGCGGACGUCAUUACGGGAGAGGAAUGAAAGGCCCGAAAAGAUCGAGAGAAUGCCCCCCCAGCAGGAGAGGUACCUGGCCGAUCGAGGACCGCAUAUUCCUGCCACUCCACCUUCUCAGCAGCCUCUAUCGGUUGGCAUGAAUGCCCCGCAUUCUCAAUCCCAGCACACGUCGCCGGUUCGCCCGGUACGUGGCCAUUCACUCUCGAUACACAGUGCGUCCGUUCCGAACACUCCGGUGCAAUCGACCAAACCACGUGAAUUGCGUGAGACCCGGGAAGUUGGGCGUGAAGUGCGGCUAGAUACUGCUCCCACUCAGCGGUCGGCCCAGAAGCCGCCACAGGCACCUCCGUUGGCGCUGCCACGCCAGGAAAGGCCCCCGCCCGUUGUUAUCCCCUCACGGCGUCCGAUAGAGCAUAUGGAGCGCAGGGAGCUUGGGAUGGCGCAUAUGUCGGCGUCAAUGCGUGGCCCAAUCGAAGUUUCUGCUUCGUCGCCGUCGGUGCCUCCGACCCAGCAACAGCAUGCACGAUUCUUUGACGUCACCCAUCAAGGACCAGAUAUGCCUAGGGCAGGGGUCCAGCAACAGACCCAGAUGGCCAUUCCUCAGCAGCAUGCGUACACUCCACAGUCGCAGUCACCCAUGCACGCGCAGCAACCGUCGAGAGGUCAUCCCCCGCAGCAGCAGUCGCAACCGCAACCGCAACCCCAGCCCCCACAGCGACCGCAACAUCAGGCACAUCCUCAGCAACAUAUACAGGCUCAGCAGGCUCAGCACCAUCAACAGCAACAUCCCCCUCUCCAGCAGAUCCAGCAGGGUCCGCAACCAUUGCCGUCGUUACAGCCGUUGCAACGUUCUCAGGCCCAGCAGCGUCCUCAGCAGGUCCAGCAUCAGCCCCAGCCUCAGUCGCAGCAUCAACACCAUCUGCACCUCCAACAGCAGGCACAGCAGGCACAGCAGGCACAGCAGGCACAGCAGGCACAGCAGGCACAGCAGGCACAGCAGGCACAGCAACAGCGAGAGCAGCAACAGCGAGAGCAGCAGCAGCGAGAGCAGCAGCAGCGAGAGUGCAGCAGCGAGAGCGGGAGCAGCAGCAACGGGAACAACAGCAAAGGGAGCUGCAACAACGGGAACAGCAGCAACGGGAACAGCAGCAAAGGGAGCUGCAACAACGGGAGCAGCAGCAGCGGGAACAACAGCAGCGGGAGAUACAGCAGCGAGAGCAACAGCAGCGCGAGCAACAGAAGUUGCAGCUCCAACAACAGCAACAGCACGUUGUCCACCAGCAACAUCACCAGCAGGCGCAUCAGUUGCAUCUGCAAGCCCAGGCCCAGCCACAGCCGCAGCAUAUGCAACCCUCGAGACCAGUACCGCACCCCACAAGUACGCCGCCGCCGGGUGAGCCUUUACGCAGACACAUGAUGCCUCCAUCGCCUCGGUCGACCCCAGUGUCCAACAUUGCGCACAGCCAAUUCCGUCCGCCCUCCAGGCCUCCGUCGCCGCCGCAAAGGUCGAUCCCACAGGCUGCGCUCUCGGCACCACCGCCGUCCCAGGCUCCUGUUGCUUCUUCUCCCAUGCACACCAACACUCCACCACCGGCUGCUACGAAGCCUGCAAGGGCCAUUAACGUUAUGUCUCUGCUGAAUCCUUCAGAUGAUCAGCCUACGUCGCAUCCUCCCAGUAGACCUUCUUCGGUAGCCCCCACCCGUCAUGUCCCUCCCCCUCCACCACCUCCGCAGCACUUCCAGGCCCCGCAGACUCAGACACCGCGUCCGACGUCUAUUCAUGCG
Tricharina praecox is the source of this 7196-nucleotide messenger RNA. RefSeq lists its product as uncharacterized. The coding region runs from base 130 to 6828 and encodes 2232 amino acids. Gene Ontology annotation, biological process: regulation of transcription by RNA polymerase II. The record is from RefSeq and is a predicted model, not a curated record. The transcript has 4 exons. Lineage: Eukaryota; Fungi; Ascomycota; Pezizomycetes; Pezizales; Pyronemataceae. Gene Ontology annotation, cellular component: Set3 complex.